Molecule: messenger RNA, 6719 nt
Organism: Nilaparvata lugens (brown planthopper)
Lineage: Eukaryota; Metazoa; Arthropoda; Insecta; Hemiptera; Delphacidae
Product: CREB-regulated transcription coactivator 1
Exons: 17
Coding region: 46-2220 (724 amino acids)
Biological process (GO): protein homotetramerization; positive regulation of transcription by RNA polymerase II
Cellular component (GO): cytoplasm; nucleus
Molecular function (GO): cAMP response element binding protein binding
Source: RefSeq, a predicted model, not a curated record
CCUUGCCCAGUCAGUCGUUAUCGCAAGAAAACAACAACACAGCCCAUGAGCCCAUGUUCUGCCAAAAAAUUGAAUCUCCAAGUAGCCAUCAUGGCGAAUCCUCGAAAAUUCAGUGAAAAGAUAGCUUUACACAAUCAAAAACAGGCCGAAGAAACUGCAGAGUUUGAAAAAAUUAUGCGUGAAGUGUCGGAUGCCACCAGUAAAGGAAAUGGCAUGCCUCAACCUGCCAAGCAACACCUCCGCAUCAACAGCCAAUCGCUGGGCUCGUUCCGGGGUGGCUCACUGCCCAACGUUAACAACAUUGCUAAUAGUUCUACGGUUGACCUCAAGUCGGUGCUGAGCAACCUGGACGAGAUACAACAACACCAACAGAAGCAACAACAGCCGGUGAUGAGGGGCGGCGCCUCGGAUGGUGGCGGAGGGGGGGGCCUCUUCAUACCUCGCGAGAGGGGGCGCUCGCUUGGAGGUGGCGGGAGUGCGUCGAGCGUCGGCAGUGGAGGUCCGAUGCGCGCCCGUGACAAGGGCCGCAUGGAGGCGCUGCCCUACUACACGGCGGGGGGACCCUACCUGAGUCCACCGCCCCCCGCCGACCCACAUUGGAGGCGCACCAACUCAGACUCGGCCCUGCACCAGAGCGGUGGCGGCCAGGCUGGCCAGGAGGGUGGUGCCGGUAUGCGCAGUCCCGGUGCGCAUAGGAGGGUCCACUACAAUCCAUUUGCAGCUGCUUCUUUUGGUUUAGACGGUCAUGGUCAGUAUGACGGACACGGACAGUAUGAGCCGACAAGGACUCGGCAUGUUUCGGUCAGUCCCGACGGUCGGCCAAAGUCAUGCGAAGUUCCACGUGUCAACAUCUACCCGUCACAACAGGAGCCGGGCAUCGUUCAGAUUCCGAUCGGCAACAACACGGGUUCACUGCCCGACCUCACCAGCUUCCACUUUCCCUCCCCCCUGCCCACGCCUAUCGACCACGACGAUCACAGCAGUUCGCCAUACAGCAAUAGUCCGCAGGGCACAAGUCCGUCAACACUGUCGCCAACCUCACUGCCGCCGCAACGGCAGACGGGAAACCGGUUCUCGUACGGAGGGUCGCCACCCAACGAGAGUCCCGGCCCACCGCUUCACUACAGUCCGCUUAGUCCCACCACGCCGAAUCACCUCUCAGUGCCUCAUGCCAACUCUAGGUUCCUUCUUAAUAAUCAUAAGGGUGUUAAAUUAGAAAAUAGUAUAGACACAACAUCGACAUCGUCGUCAUCGCCCUACUCGCCGCACCCGCCACAACAUCACCACAACCACCAACAACACCAUCAACAACAACAACAGCAGCAGCAGCAGCAGCAACAGUUCAUCUACCACUCGGCGCCCUCGCCGCAGCCGCAGGCGACCUCAGCCCAGCAGCCGCCACUCAGUCCGCACAGUCCGCAGACAACCCCGCCGCAGUCCAUGAAUGUAGUGAAUUAUUUAAGUUAUCGCUCACCUACUAGGCCAAGUCCACGCAAUUCUCCAGGGCUUAGUGUCGAUUACGGGAGCACGAGUCCGAUCUGCAGUAGUCCGCAGUCACCGCUGUCUCCGGCCAGCAGCACCAGUACAGUUCCCCCGCCGCAGCCCUCCUUCGCCAAGCACAACAACUUCAUCUUCACUCAGGACCUCAACCUCGAACAGGACUUCCAGCAGAUCAAUAUGGGCGUGGACUGGAGCCAGCUUAUGCACACCUUAGUGGAGAAUAGUCCCACGUGGAGCGCACAGUUGCAGAUGGACAGUCCUGGUUCUGGGAACAUUGAUUUCAUCAGUUCAAAUGCAUUAGCAUCUUACACUCAGGAUGAGUGUGGAGGCGGUGGACAGGAGCUCGGGGGUGGCGACCCGGGCUACUUCAGCACAUCCCCCUCCCAGCAGCUGCACUAUCACGGGGUGGGUGGAGGAGGUGGAGGAGCGCACACCAAUGCCGCCACCACACCCAACACGCCUAGCAGUAUUCCCGACAUUGUGCUCACUGACUUUUCAAGUCCUGGAGAUGACCUCGGUCUACGAGGGGAGCGGUCAGAGCUAGUCAAGGAGCUGAACAUGGUCGACCAGACAACGGCUGACAUGUUUGAUGCCGAUGAGUGCCUGCGUGAGGGUCUUGGACCCAUUGACCUGGAUGGCUUUCAGAUGCUCACUGACCAGGAAGUCAUCAUCACAGAUCCGGCCACUGAGGACCACUUCCGGUUGGACCACCGGAUGUAGUGAUCAUCACAGAUCUGACCGGGAGCACCAAUUCUUGUAGUCCUUGUAAGUGUUCGGCCUGUGAGACAAAAACUCUUGUUGUCCGGUCAGUGAGACAAAACACCUAAACAAUUUUGUAGUCAACUGAGUACUAGAUAGAUUGUCGAAGGGGAGGUAGCAAGUGUUAUUGUUUCAACGCUGACAAGAUUUUUCAAAUGACAACAGGGGAACAAGUGUUGUUGCAAUGAUUAUGGGAACAAUUAUUGUCAUUCAACAAUAUGUCGUUUUAUCGAAGAUUUAAUUUACUUGACAACUGGAAUAAUAAUUGUUGUUUCUGGUGAAGAUAUGUAGUGUAAUGAAACGAGGAUUUGUAGCAUGUUGCAAUGAUGAAGGAAACAAGAACGUUCUUGAAUUAUGUAAUUAAAUAAACAACUGUUGAUAAUAUUUUGUAAUACAUGGGAUGAGAUGGCUAAUUCAAAUUGUGGUUUUCAGCUGAAAACAUUUAAUUGUUUUUCCAAUUUAUUGUUGUUGGUUAACAAGAUCUUCAUUUUAUAUCUUUAUAUGAAAGUUCAUGAUUAAAAAUAUGGAGAGAAAAAAAUAAGGACACCUUGUACUAUUUAUCUCCCGGAUUAGUUUGGUUGGAGCAUUGGUAGACACUAAAAGUGAAGUAAAAAAUCAAUUAACAGUUCAUCUCGCUCUGCUAAGAAUUAUGUAAAAGAAAUAUGAAUACUUCUAUUUGAGUUACCUGAAAAAUAUUCCAAUCAGUUGAAAUCCUUCCAAGUUAUGUUAUUUGAAACAUGAAUUUUUGAAAUGUAAUGCAGGAAUGAUCAGCUCUCAAUAGAUGUGGUUAGUGAAAUUAUAAAUUCAUUGGCCAGUGUAAAAGCAACCUUUACAAAAAACGUCUAUUUUGUUUUAAAGAGUCUAAAAACAAUAAGAAGAUCAAUCAACAUUUUUUUAGAUACUCCAUAUUAAACAUUUGACAUUAACAUUUUUUAAGAAAACAGCAGUUGUAUUUUGAGUAGUAAGAUUAUGGUUAGGCUUAUAACCACCUAGACAUGUCAGUUAUUGGACAAGAUAACUUUAACUUGAAUAGAUUGAUAUUGAGCUUGAGAGGGUUUUAGGUUGUUUAAUUUUACUAUUAUUCAAGAUUGAAUAAUGCAUUGGUUCAUUGAUUUGACGGUUUGAAUGAUGGAUUAUUUUACCAGUGAUCAACAAUAAAUUAUUGUUGGUUAACUAAAACAGUUUUUUAGUAAAUGUUCCCAUAAAGUAUAGACUCAGCGUAAGACUUAAUCUUGAAAUCUUCUUCAAACACACACACACAUGUACCUAAAAAGUAAAAAACAAUGUACAUAUUAGAGUAUUUAGGUUUACAUUUCGUGCAAUAUUAUAUAUUGUCUAUGUAGUGUUUUUUACACUGUAGAAAAAAAACAUCAACCCAGUUAUUGUAUUCAUUAUUGUUAUGAUUUGAGGAAAAAUAUUGAGUUGUAUAUAAGGAUGUUUUCGUGUUUAAAUUUUUUUGAAGUAUAAUUUGUUAGGAAAGGCUGAUUAUUAUGCGCGAGUGUUGGCGUGUUUACGUGCAUGUUUAGUUUUAUCAUUUUCAAGAUUCUAAUUUCUUAAAAGUUCGAGGAAUGAAAAAUGUUUAUUAGGUUAGGUUUAUAUCACAAAAUUUGUGAAAAUACAGUUUUAACUAAGAAGACAAAGCUGACAAUUCUGCUAGAAAAUAAUUAUUGUUGCUAAAAUGUGUUUUUGAACUCAAUUCAUGUCCAUGUUUUUUGAACCCUAUCAUGUCCAAAUUUUGAACUCACCUCAAAAUUUUCAUGGAUUCUCAUGGAUAUGUGUUGCCUUCAAAAAUGAAAAUUUAUCAGUUUAGAAUUACCUCAUUACCCAAAAUAGAUUUAUUCAGUUGAAAAUUUCUCUCAAGUCCCCAAUCGUCAAUUAAUGGUAGACAAAACACAUUUGAAAAGAGUGCUAAACUGAUAGUGAUUAUGUAAUUUUUGUAUGUAGGAUAAAUGUAUAGAAUGAUUCAACUUGUAUAGCCUACUCAGUUUUAUUCUGUUCAAUUGAAAAAAAUUAUUUUUCAAGUUUUUAAUUUAUUGAUUAGGUUUACAACGCUUUGAUUCGGUCCAAAGAAAUUCUUAGCUAAUGAAUGAAAUUGAUUUUUCUUCACAAAUGUUAUUAAUUAUCUUAAGAAAAAAGAUGUUCUUAAUUUCCAACUACAUGUUUCAGAUUUCUCAAAAAAAUUUGUUAGAGCUUCUGUAACUACACAUUCUAAUACAUGUGAAUGAAUAUUUCCUGAAAGCUCUGUAUUUCUAUGAAGCUGGGUUUUCGUGGAAUAGCAUAAAUAAGUUAUUAAAUAAUAAACUUAAAUAUAUGUUAUUAAAUAAAUUCAAACUCACUGUAAACUCAAUUAAUUGCUGCAAGAAGUAUUAUAAAAAAACAAGUGAUUUCAUUUAUAAAUUUUAGAAAAUUUCUAUCAUUAGUUUUUCUUUCGGUUGCCAUGUGUGGAACUUCAAAGCUUUGAAUUAAUAAAAUUAAUCAUCUCUAAUCAAAAAUCUUGAUCCCCUUGAGGCAUAAUGGUACAAAAUAGUUUUUUUUGCUCAUUUAAUUGAAUUUUUUGACAAAUCGGCUCAAAUUUAUUUUUGUUGAAUAAAUCUAGUCAUAAGUAGUUGAUUUUGUUGCACUUGUUGAAUAAUUAUACUGUUCAUGCCUGUAUUUGUUGUAAUGAAUAUUUUAAGAUUAUUUGAAUCCUUGUAGAUUUUAUAGACAGACAUUCUUAUGCUAUUAGAAACCAUGAUUUCCAAAUUACACAUGUUAUACUGUUAGUUAUGAUUGAAAUGUUUUUGUGAAUAGAUUAGGAAAAAAUUACCUAGUGCUUGCAUGUAAUGGUUAUGGUUGAACAGAUUAUAGAAUUUAUUGAAAUUAAUUCCUUAUAUUCAUGUGCAAUAUCAAAAAAUGUUGGAAAACUGUUGAAGAUAAGUUUUUACAGGAUAAUCUUUGUUGGAGAGGUUGUCAAAAAGUUAGUGUAAAAUUCUUAUUUCUGCCUUAACUUGGCUUAGGAUAAGAUAAUGUGCUGUAUUCAAUAGAAUAUUUGAAUCAAAUUUAUAUUGAAUAAUGCAUGUGAAAAAUUAUCAUUUACCAAUGAUUUUGAAAAAAAGUUUAUUUUUAGAAUUUUAGUUGUGUUACGUUAAUGCAUCACAUCAAAAACUCAUUAGACAUCACUGAUAGAGUUUUAAUUUACCUUUGUAUGACGGUGGCUUCACUCGCUAGGGAUAAUUAGGAGGCCUGACUCAAGGAAAAUCUCAACAUAAUUAUGUAGAUUUAAAAUCCAAGGAGAUUUCUUUAAUUCAUUGAGAUUUUUCUUGUGCAGGCAUUCGAAUUUCUCGGUACGUCCGCUUUAUACAUUCAACAGUGCCAAAUAAUUUGCAUAAAAUAACGUGUUUGAAAAUGACGUAUUCGGUUGAAUUCAGUUCGAACUAGAAUUAUAACUUCAGUUGAAAUUUGAACAUAAUUGCAAUGCUAAGCUCUUUUUUCCAUUAGCCAUUUCUAAAUACAUUGUUAUAAUUAUUGGUAACUGUUUUAUCUUUCAUUUUCCAAAACUCCCUCAGAUUAAAACUUGAUAUGUAAAGGUUUCGCUAGAAAGCAAGUUUCAAUUUUUAAAUAGGAGGACGGGUUGGUUCUAUGCAGUGUAUGAGGUUCAAUUACUAGAAGUAUUUUUUUAGUAAGUUAUAUCAGGAAACCUAUUUCCUUCAGAUUUUUAGUGAUAUUUCUAUUGAAUUAGAAAAAAAUAAUUUAUUGGAAAACAACCUAUUGUUUAGUACUAUUUUAGACAUUACAUUAUACCGAAAUAUUUAUUGAUUUGAAUGACUCUAUUCAAUUUGUUGUAGUCAUGUCUCAGCAAGCACUUGUUCACGAAAUUACUGCAGUUAGUUGAGUAUAUCGAUAAAGCUGGUCACAUCAGAUAUCACUGUAAAGUCGGUUAUCUUUAGUUAUAACAUUGAAAUCUCUUCUAAUAAAAUAUUAUUCUUUAUUCAUAUAUCAUUUCAAGGAGAGUUUCACAAAACUAAUUUGAAACCACAGCUAAAGCUUCACUUGCUUUUUAGAAUUUGCAGCCUAAUUCAAUACUAUAUCUAGCACUCGAAUUUCGUCAAAAACCAAAUUGAUUUUAAAUUACUGUAAUCGUAUUUAACAUUUGCGACCCAAUUAUCACACAGAAAAAAGUUGAACUUGCACGAAUCCAAUUAACGUUAUUCAUUUCAAAAUUUUAAAGUUGCAAAAAUUAAGGGCCACUAACCUUUUUAACAGCGCAAACCACUUUGAAAUUGGCCCAAUAUCAAGGUCACACUGGCUCUAAUUAUUUUUUCAAAAGUCUUUCAUUUUAUAAAAAAUAAUGUCAUCAAAUUUUGAAUUUAGUGUGUGCCCAGCCAGCCUAUUUGUGCCAAUUAGAGGUCUUGAAACUAGUUAAGUUCAACUACUCUACCGUUCAAUUCUUACCUGUCUGUGAUUUUGGUCUAUAUUUUUCC